This is a messenger RNA of Ceraceosorus guamensis, 1648 nucleotides long. RefSeq names its product NAD(P)-binding protein. Lineage: Eukaryota; Fungi; Basidiomycota; Exobasidiomycetes; Ceraceosorales; Ceraceosoraceae. The transcript is spliced from 3 exons. Bases 372 to 1172 code for a protein of 266 amino acids. The record is from RefSeq and is a predicted model, not a curated record. Gene Ontology annotation, molecular function: oxidoreductase activity.
CGCUCGUUGAAGCGUGCCGGCGUCCCUUGGAUCAGAGUUCGUGCCGUGAUGUAGUCGUAGCAGUAAUGGUGGUGGCGUCACAAGCUAACUCAUCACGUCGGGCAUAUGGAAUUGCGAGCGGUUGAGAGCAUCAACCACGGCUCUUCCUGAUCAGAGUCGGUGGGUGAUGGCAAUGUGGCACAACGUAUCGAGGCGUACAAUGUGCGUGGAUGGAUCAAGCAAAAGUAUAAGAGGGGCAGCUUCAAGACUGUGGUAAGCUGUGACUCCAUCACUUCUCACCUCAUCACGAACACACAAGCUCGAUCCAGCCCACUCAGAGUCGAUCUCCAUUUCUCCUUCCAGACCACCAUUGCCCUCCGAAAUCCUUCGCAAUGCCAGCGGCACCCAAGACAUCCCAAAAGUUGGCGGGCAAAAAGUAUGUGCUGCUCGGUGGCACCUCCGGCAUCGGGUUCGCGGUCGCAAGCGCGCUGAUCGAAGAAGGAGCAUCAGUGGUGGUAAGCAGUUCUGGCUCGGCUCGAGUGGAAGAAGCGGUUCGGAAGCUGAGCGAUGCGGAGCAGCAAUUCAAUGCCGACCCUUCUCGCGCCUCGGGCCACGCCCUGGAUCUGUUCGGCCCAGAGGUGGAGAGUAGGCUGAAUGCCUUUUUCGCAAAAGUGGGACCCAUCGAUGGACUGAUCCACUCGGCUGGAGAUAGCUUGGACCCUCUACCUUUGGAGGAGGUCACUUAUCAGGCUAUCGUGGAGAGGAGCAGCGUCAGAUACUUUUCCGUCAUCCUCGCCAUCAAGGCCGCUCUUCCUCAUCUCAAACCGCACUCGAGCAUCGUCUUUACCAGCGGCACGAAUGCUGACCAGCCUAUUCCGGGCCUCGGGAUCAUGAGCGGCUUGGCUGCUGGAUUGUACGGUCUAGCCCGCGGUCUCGCGCUCGACCUCUCGCCCAGACGCAUUCGCGUCAAUGCGGUUGUGCCGGGUGCAACCCUGACGGAGCUGUUCGAGCGGCUUCCAGCUGAGGUGAAGAAUUACCUGCUGGAGGAGGCGAGCAAGCAGCCUACCUGGAGAGUCGGCCAUCCUGAGGAUGUGGCUCAGACGUAUCUCUACCUGCUGAAGGAUGACAACAUUACCGGUCAAACGAUCAAGAGCGAUUCUGGAAAGGCAAUCGGUCCACGUCCUGGAGCCUAGCUGGCACGAUGCCUCCGACCGUCCUCCGUCACUCCUGGCUUCGUCUGCACGGCCCGGUCACCGAAGAUGGGGUCUGAUGGCCGUGCAUCAGAGUGCGCUAUACUGGUCUGGCAAUGAAGCGGCAUCUUAAUUGCUGUCACAGAUCGUGAAUCAAUCUGUCUCGGGAUCGUUGUAUGAAACUACCUUCGCGCCCUUGAUCGAAAACAAUCUUGAAUGCGGCUUUAACCUUGAUCAGUUAACGCGCUUGGAUGCGUGAUGAUGAGCUCGCAGGGAUGCUGACGCCAUCAGUCAAGAGUCAGAGUCGAGAGUUCCUAGAGUCACGUGGCACGUGCCAUCGUGAUACAAGCGCUAUAUGCAUCGCUGACCCAUCGACAGACAUGACGAGUGUGGCGCCUUGGAGUAGGCGGGAGAAGCAGAGGGCGGCGAAGGAAGACGAUAUGAAAGGGCAAGAAGCUUGAAAGGUUCGUGAGCAUCGG